This is a messenger RNA of Aspergillus sclerotioniger CBS 115572, 1103 nucleotides long. Its product is annotated as guided entry of tail-anchored proteins factor 1. Lineage: Eukaryota; Fungi; Ascomycota; Eurotiomycetes; Eurotiales; Aspergillaceae. The transcript has 3 exons. Bases 370 to 972 code for a protein of 200 amino acids. The record is from RefSeq and is a predicted model, not a curated record. Gene Ontology annotation, cellular component: GET complex. Gene Ontology annotation, biological process: tail-anchored membrane protein insertion into ER membrane.
CCCGCCUUGCAGCAUGGCGUUGGUGGUCUUGGAAUCGGACGUGGUUGAACAUUGUUGAAGCUCGGGGACAGAAGUGCCGCGGCCGACGGGCGGGAAAACAACGUGACAACGUCAUUUGCUUUCUCACCCCGUCACCAGUUUCUCCCUUUUAGCCUCAGCCUCGGCCUCUCUUCCUCAGCUUCUUGGUACCCAUUAUUCCCGACUUAUCCCUUGAUAUUUGCUUGUCUGGGGCUGCAUGCACCAUCUGCGCGCAAGUCGGUCGGGCUUCGUGGUCUUUUCCCACCUAUCCGGGAACCUACUCUUAGCUGAAUUUCGAUCUAUUCCUCACACACUCUCUCCCCUCUACAGCGCACCGAUCUCUAGCCCACCAUGCUGUCGCUCCUGUGGACGGUCUUCUUCAUUCAUGUCGCCAUUUACUUGGUGAAUACCAUUGGUGCUAGCACCAUUGAUAACUUGCUAUGGCUUCUCUACCUUAAGGUCCCGACACCCACGGCGAAGAAAGCCAGAGAACAAAACCGACUCAAGCGCGAGGCCGUCCAGCUGAAGCGGGACAUGAACAACACCAGCUCCCAGGAUGAGUUUGCGAAAUGGGCAAAACUUAGACGUCGACAUGAUAAGACCAUGGAGGAAUAUGAGGCGAUAAACAAGCAACUCGUUUCGCAGAAAACCUCCUUCGACUGGGCGGUCAAAAUCGCCCGUUGGCUCGGUACAUCAGGUCUCAAAUUCUUCCUGCAGUUCUGGUACUCGAAAACGCCCGUCUUCAUGCUGCCGGAGGGUUGGCUUCCAUACUACGUGGCGUGGGUUCUGUCGUUUCCCCGCGCACCGCUCGGGUCGGUGAGCAUCCAGAUUUGGAGUAACGUGUGUGCGACGGCGAUUACGACCAUGGCGGAGGUGAUUACGGCUGUGUUGCUGCAGAGAGGCGGAGUGGCGGGGCCUGUUCCUGCUCUGGAGGCUGCGAAGAAGGCGCAAUGAGUUAUGCAUGCAUGUCUAGUUACGUGGAGUUGGAUGUAAAACAAGAUACGAUGGCUUUUAUUUUUUUCCCUCGAAGGUUCAUGAUAGUAGAGGCUAUGUAAUGCAAUACGAAAAAAGUAUCCAUUAUGUUC